AAACUUGCGCAUUAGCAAGAUGCAGGCCAUGGAGAGGAUGGACCGGAAGUGGAACAGGGGACUGAAUAAAAAAGUAAAAUCAGAGGAAAAGGUGCCCAAGUCUGAAUCGAAGUCCUCCAAGCAGGACAGGGGAAGAGCUCGAUUUGUGGCCUCUGGAUGGAAGCCGGGGGGGGAAGAGGGCAAGCCAGCAAGGACCAAAGUCCAAGAGAAGAUGGAUAUCACCCUGCAGGCUUCGCAGGACUCUCGGAAACCCCUGAAGGUCCAGCUGAGAGCCCAGAGGCCCCACUAUCUGGGUGACAUGGAGAACGUUGAAAAGGAGAAGUCCACCCAGGACUACAAGACUGAUGAGGUCCCACAGGUGCAGGCCGAGGCACCAAGGGAGACGAACUGCGGUCAUGGAGACGCAAAGAUCAAUCCCCCGAUAGCCUGCUUGCCCCUGAGGGGAAAAAAGGCCUGGAGCCAGAAAUGGCAGGAUAUGAUCCUGGGAUGGACACCAGUUGUCCAGGACAACAUGGAAAAGCGCUGUGCACCCCUGUCAGGCAAAAAGGCCUGCAGCCAGAGAUGGCAGAACAUGGUCAUUCAGGGGACACCAGCCAUCCAGGACAAAACGAGGACACAGAGUCCUGCCUGUGAUGGUGAGGAGGAACCAGUGGAGGGAAGGGAGCAGGAGAUGAGCCUGGUUAAGCAAACAGAACUUCCUGUCCCUGUGGAAAUGAGCACCGAGUCCAGCCUGAACUGGAAAAUGAUGACUUGGAGGACGAAGUACAAACUGAAAACAGAGAAGGGAGAUGUCCAAGGAUAUUUUGCCGAGGACAAACAUCUGUCUCCAUUUGUAAUGGAUGACUACAUUUGUACUAGACUGGAUGACUGCAAUGUGGCAUCAGAAGACUACACCUGUAUCUAUUAUUAUUAUUACUACCGUUUGUUUAGUUGUUUUAUUAUUGGUCUUUAUUUCCCUCACUGAUAAAUCAAAUAAAGUAUUUUGGCCAAUAAAAGAUAUUGCUGAAU
Alosa alosa (allis shad) is the source of this 1008-nucleotide messenger RNA. RefSeq lists its product as uncharacterized. The record is from RefSeq and is a predicted model, not a curated record. NCBI's taxonomy places the organism in Eukaryota, Metazoa, Chordata, Actinopteri, Clupeiformes, Clupeidae. The transcript has 6 exons. The coding region runs from base 20 to 964 and encodes 314 amino acids.